GCUAUUUCCAAUUGAGCUUUUAAUUCAUUCUAUAAAAUUAUUAUUAUUUUACAAUAUAUAUUUGUUUUAAUAGUUUUUUUUUAUAGCUACCAGUUAAAAUAUUUUGUAGACACUUUCAGUGCUUUAACUUGGGAGUUCUUUUGCAACUUUUUCAUUGAUAAGAGAGAGAUACUUGCUCGGAAGUGCCGGCUAGGUAAUUGGUCACCACUAAGUUCAAUUGAAUAAUCCAAUAUGGCUGCAUCCGUGCUCUUCGCUUGCGGCUUGAACGAGCAAAAACUGCCAAAAUUCGUGCACAUCAGUGAGGAGUCGAACUGUGACGGCAGCUUCCUCUUCAGCUGCAUACUCGGCCAACGGCUGCGCAUCUCCAACGCCGGCACGGUGCUGGUGUGCCUGCAGCACAACUAUCAGCAUUACUUCCAUGCCGGCAUGCGUCUCGGUUACAAUGUGAAUAUCUUCCUCGACAAAACGCUGAAUGUUGUGGAUCCACUAACGGAUAUGGCUGAAAAGGGUAUGGCCAGCAAGUGGCUGCAGGAUGAACGGCAGGUCACAACGUUACUGCUCGACGGCAUCCGCGAUUACAUUAGCGCCAGUGCCGCACAACGCAUCAGCACAACAAUUUUGGUUGAUAAUUUGGCGAUUUUAUUGAAUUUGGGCGCCACCAAGGAGGAGAUCAUCCAGCUGUGUCAUGAGUUGGCGGAAUUGCCGAAGCAGUAUAAGAAUUUGGCGGUGAUCACGAAGUUGAGCAAUUGCGACUUAUAUGCGUCGAUCGACAACUGUGUGGCGAAGUUGGGCACGUUGCGCAUACGUGCGACACACCUGAAGAGUGGCGUGUCACGUGAUGUGGAUGGUAAACUGUUGAUCGAGCGUGAGUUGACUGCCAAUGGUGUGAAGGACGAAGGCGAAGAGCAGGAAGCGCAACAAAAUGGCGGCUAUGAACUCGAGCAAAUGCGCAAAGAGGUGCUGUACAAAGUAAACGACAGAAAUAUAAAGAUCAUUAAUCCCGGUGAAUUGGGUGUGAAAGUUUGAGAAAUACUUAGGAGUUCUAGAAGAAUUAUGCUGAUAUGGUUCAAAUAUUGAAUUUUAAUGAAUUAUAUAUUUUCGAAUACGCAAUUUACUUACAGUUUUCGUUACACAGUUGAAAAAAUAUAAUUUCUUGUAAUAUAAAAGAAA
Messenger RNA from Bactrocera tryoni, 1170 nucleotides. RefSeq lists its product as uncharacterized. Gene Ontology annotation, cellular component: elongator holoenzyme complex. Bases 232 to 1026 code for a protein of 264 amino acids. Gene Ontology annotation, biological process: tRNA wobble uridine modification. NCBI's taxonomy places the organism in Eukaryota, Metazoa, Arthropoda, Insecta, Diptera, Tephritidae. The transcript has 2 exons. The record is from RefSeq and is a predicted model, not a curated record.